ACUGCCCAAUUUUCGAUCCAGACCUGUGCCAUGGGCUGCACCUGAGCAGCUUGGUAGACAUGGAGAGCUGGGAAUUUCCCACGGAACUCGACGAGUUCUUGGAGUUUUGCGUGGAGGAGCACAAUGGCGACUUCGACGAAAUCUCCAGGGAAUUCUUGGAAGUAGCUAGUGGUCUUGAUGAACAGUUGGCUGGACGUGCAGAGGAGGCCUUCUCGGCGCCGUCCCUGCGGCAGCGCUACCUGCAGCUGCACCCCGAGGCCGAUGGCGCGGCCGGUGCCGCCGGUGCCGUGGCGCCGCCCUCGGUGACGGCCACAGAGCUCACGGAGGCCGACCACGAGGAGAGCAACGACGCGGCCGACGCGGCCGACGCGGACGUGGCCGAUUGGAAGCACGCCCAGAACGAGGACGCACCCUCCCAGUUUUCGGUGCUCACGGACAGUCUGCAGGACCGUGUGAGGCGGAUCUACAACAACGUGCAGCUGCGCCUGCCCUCCGCGUUUCGUGACGCUGGCAGCGACUCAGAGCACAGCGCGGAUGCGGUCUCAGGGCGUCACAGCGAGGCCUCAGAGGAUGGCGACUUGAAGGAUGCAGCUGUACGGCUGUUUGGCAGCGCCAACCUGGGCCAUGUCGUAGCGGAUUUGUCCCAUGGAGCACCGGUGAAGUCGCCCGACAAAUCGCAGGAUCGGGACCCGUCCGGUUUGAUCGCUCGAGCUCUGAGGGGUGAGGAUGAAAGCAGCGAGGAUUCCGCCGUGGACGACUUCCGAGCCAUGAGGAAAGCAGUCAAGGAGUCCAGUCAGCAGGUUGCAACCGAUCCCAAAAAGCCGCUGGUCAGAAAGCUUCGCCAAGCGAUGCCAGCGAAGCCAAAGCCAAAGCCGGAGCCAAAGGCCACAGGAUUUGUUCGUUUGGAGCUUGUUGAAAGCACCAGUGAAGAAGAAGAUGGAAAGAAUGAAGUCAGUUCUGAAGACGAAGAAAUCAGUCUUGAACAAGACUCCCAUCUUCGCGUCUUGCACCGCUUGGAAAGCUCGGCACCGACUGGUGAAUGCCCUUGGGAUGUGUGGCUUCAAGCGACACGGUCAUGGCCACAGCUGAAAACGAAGCUGAAUUCUCCGGAUUUUUGUCGCCAAAAUGGCGACCUUUGUGUGAACUUCGAUGUCGAGCUGUUGAAAAAGUUGAUCCAAGAAGAGAAGGCAGCACGUGCCGCUGCGCGCCAAGCGCGCAUUGACGACCAGGAGAAUCAGAAAAAUCGUGUGAACGAAUACAUCGAAGAAGCUGAACGAAGACGUGAGAUGAUCAAAGGCCGCAUCGGUGGUUUCCUCCUCGCACCUCGCAGUGAGAAAUUGGAAGAAACUCUCCGAAGGUCGGCCAUGUCGGCCAAAGCCGAAGAGAACUCCUUCAAUCCACCGCCACGGCCCUCAACGUUCGCACGACUACGACCAUCUACCAAUGGAUCCCAUGGACAGGUUGGACAAGUUGAUGCAAUGAAUGCAGUGAAAGUGAACUGAGAGAUAAAAAGAAA
Cladocopium goreaui is the source of this 1516-nucleotide messenger RNA. The record is from the annotation of a GenBank genome assembly. NCBI's taxonomy places the organism in Eukaryota, Dinophyceae, Suessiales, Symbiodiniaceae.